Molecule: messenger RNA, 300 nt
Organism: Rangifer tarandus platyrhynchus (Svalbard reindeer)
Lineage: Eukaryota; Metazoa; Chordata; Mammalia; Artiodactyla; Cervidae
Source: the annotation of a GenBank genome assembly
AUGAGAAGAAAGCUCUGCUACUGCGGUACAAAACACAUCAAACCUAUAGCACUUUGUGUCACUUACCCUGGCUCCAAACUGCCCGGGACCUUUUCUGAACACUUCUGCACACUCCCAGCAGCCAGAAUGUGUCCUGGGAGGUAUACUUUAGCCCUUAAAUUUGGAUUAAAGCAAGAUAAGGGGGAAAAAAUUGGAAUCGAGGGUAAUAUUUAUUUUGUUUAUACUUUUCUGUAUUUUCCAAAUUUUUCUAUAAUGAAUAUGUUUUACUUCUUACAAAUUUCCCCCAAAUUACAUAAUUAA